Papaver somniferum (opium poppy) is the source of this 867-nucleotide messenger RNA. RefSeq names its product protein MAK16 homolog A-like. The transcript is spliced from 2 exons. Bases 1 to 867 code for a protein of 288 amino acids. Gene Ontology annotation, biological process: maturation of LSU-rRNA; maturation of 5.8S rRNA. Gene Ontology annotation, cellular component: nucleolus; preribosome, large subunit precursor. NCBI's taxonomy places the organism in Eukaryota, Viridiplantae, Streptophyta, Magnoliopsida, Ranunculales, Papaveraceae. The record is from RefSeq and is a predicted model, not a curated record.
AUGCAGCACGAUGAGGUGAUAUGGCAGGUGAUUAGACACAACCAUUGCAGUUUCAUGUCCAAAAUCGAAACUGGAAAUUUCUGCAGAAACCCAUAUAAUCUAACAGGUAUUUGCAAUAGGAGUUCAUGUCCUCUUGCUAACAGCCGGUAUGCUACCAUCAGAGAAGAUAAAGGAGUAUUCUAUCUCUAUAUGAAAACAAUCGAAAGAUCUCAUAUGCCUGGAAAAUUAUGGGAAAGACUAAAACUACCAAAGAAUUAUGAAAAGGCACUUGAAAUCAUUGACAAGAAUAUGAUGUAUUGGCCAAAAUAUCUUGUGCACAAAAUCAAGCAACGCCUUACCAAGAUGACUCAGAUGCGUAUACGUAUGAGGAAGCUUGUUCUGAAAACAAGGGAGAAGGUGAUGACUAUGCCGAGGAAGGAAGGAAAGAGGGAGAAGAGGAGAGAAGAGAAGGCUCUGCAUGCUGCACAGGUGGAAAAGGGCAUUGAGAAAGAGUUGCUGGAACGUCGCAAAGCUGGACUCUACGCUGAAAUUUACAAUUACCCUGAAAAAGAAUUCCAAGAUAUUCUUGAUGUAGAAGAAGUGGAUGUUCUUGAUGAUCAGGAUGAAGAGGAUGAGGAUACAGAAAUAGAAUAUGUUGAAAUGGAAGAUGAUGAAUUUGACAUGGAAGAUUUUGGUCUUGGUGAUGGUAUUGAGGAGGACGAAGAAGAUGAUGAAGAUAUUGUUGAUCGAAAGAGAUCACUAGAAGAGUCUGGAGUGGUGCAGGGGAAGAAGGAUAUGCAUGAUGCUAAGUGGAAGAGGAAGAAGCCUCGUGUGCAUGUGGAGUUCGAGAAUGAUGAUGCUGGUGAAAGACAAACGAGAGUCUACUGA